This is a messenger RNA of Gastrolobium bilobum, 1163 nucleotides long. RefSeq names its product GATA transcription factor 15-like. Gene Ontology annotation, molecular function: zinc ion binding; sequence-specific DNA binding. Gene Ontology annotation, biological process: regulation of DNA-templated transcription. The transcript is spliced from 3 exons. Bases 353 to 817 code for a protein of 154 amino acids. The record is from RefSeq and is a predicted model, not a curated record. Lineage: Eukaryota; Viridiplantae; Streptophyta; Magnoliopsida; Fabales; Fabaceae.
CAUACACGUCAUACGAACACGUGGCGACGUUAUAAUCUGAAACUUGUAGGGUUGGUACCGUAUUUGAGGAGAAAGGGAGGGCUUUUCAGUCAUUUCGAAGGGCAGGACUAGGGUUUUGAGGGUAUAUUCACAUAGUCGGUUACUCUCUGUCUCGCUUCAUUUCUAUCCGUUUUGGUUUCUCAACCUCCUGCAGCAGCAGCAGCAGCAGCAUCAUGCGGGGGGGAUUUUGUGUAGCUUCAUAGUAUUAUAGUAGGGUGCCACACUACCACUUUGCCCCGUUUUCCCUUUCGGUUAUUCGGUUACUGCCGCUUCAUUCAUAUUUAGCUCAUUGCCGUUUCGGUGUUGUGGAUCAAUGGAAUUGGAAUUGAGUGAGAACAAGAAGUGUUGUACUGAUUGCAGAACCACCAAAACCCCACUCUGGAGAGGAGGACCAGCUGGACCCAAGGUCAUCACUCAUCACUCAUCCUCAACAAUACCCAUUUCUAAUUUCUACUCUUUUUUGCUAUUGAUUUUGUUUGGGUACCGGAAGAGAAGGGCUUCUAUGGUGGGAAUGAACAAAGGACAAGAAAAGAAGAGAGAGAGAGCACAAAACGGCACCAGCAGCAGCAGCAGCAGCAGCUCUGGUGAUACGGUUGGUGUUGGUGGCGGAAGAGAAUUAAGGGAGUCUUUAAAAGUGAAGUUAAUGGCGUUGGGUGAGGAGGUUUUGUUGCAGCGAUCACCCUCUGUUCUGAAGAAACAGAGGAGGAACAUGUUAGGUGAAGAGGAACAAGCAGCUGUUUGUUUGAUGGCAUUGUCCUGCGGCUUUGUUUUCGCUUGAUAAAGGGGAACACAAAGCAUUCCUUAAUUAAACAGAUUAAAGGUAACCUAAUCAGUAAUUUAACAAAACCUUUUUGCUGUUAUGUAGCUAACCUUCCUUUCUUUCUUUACCCUUUUUGUUAGGUAUUGUAAAGUGAUAUGUAGUUAUAUACCCUUCAUUUAUGUGAAAGGGGUUUAUUUCAUAGUGAAUUCGAAUCUAGUUAGGGAGAAAAGAGUCCACCCUUCAAGCAAGGGACUCACUGACUUUUCUUUUACUUUGUUCUGUUCAUAUAUGCUAAUAUGUUCGAUUAGUCAUUAAUGUAAGUAUUUCGGAUUUAUGGGUAAUUAUUAUAAUGUAAUCUCCUAUG